AUGACGAGACGCAGCACCCCAGCACCCAAGCCAGUCGUGCUCAUCGCCGAGACCCUCUCGCCCGCGACACUCAAGGCGCUCGGCAAGGACGUCAUCGUGCGGCACGUCGACGGGACGGAUCGCCCGGCGCUCCUGGCCGCCCUGCACGACGCCGACGCGGUGCUCAUCCGCUCCGCGACGCAGAUCGACGCCGAGGCCCUCGCUGCUGCUCCCCAGCUGCGGGUCGUUGCGCGUGCCGGUGUCGGACUGGACAAUGUCGACAUCAAGGCGGCGACCCGCGCCGGCGUCAUGGUCGUCAACGCGCCCACGUCCAACAUCAUCUCGGCGGCCGAGCUGACCAUCGGGCAUAUCUUGUCGCUCGCGCGCCGCAUCCCCGCCGCGCACGCGUCCCUCUCCGCCGGGCAGUGGAAGCGCUCGGCGUUCAACGGCACCGAGCUGUACGAGAAGACGCUGGGCAUCAUCGGGCUCGGGCGCAUCGGCGGGCUCAUCAGCGCGCGCAUGCAGGCGUUCGGCAUGAAGGUCGUCGCGUACGACCCGUACAUCACCACUACUCGCGCGCAGCAGCUUGGUGUCGAGAUCCUCUCGCUUAACGACCUCCUCAAGCGCGCCGACUUUAUCACGAUCCACAUGCCCAAGACGCCCGAGACGACGGGCAUGAUCUCGACCGAGCAGCUCAAGAUCAUGAAGCCGACCGCGUGCGUCAUCAACGUUGCGCGUGGCGGCCUGAUCGACGAGGACGCACUCUUCACUGCUCUGUCAACCAACGUGAUCGGCGGGGCGGGCCUCGACGUCUUCAGCUCCGAGCCGCCGACCGACAAGAGGCUCCUUUCGCUCCCCAACGUCGUGGUCACGCCGCACCUCGGCGCCAGCACGGAGGAGGCGCAGGAGAAGGCCGGCGUGUCGGUCGCCAAGAGUGUGCUGCUCGCCCUCAACGGUGAGCUCGUCCCCGACGCCGUCAACGUCGCGGGCGGCGCGAUCGACACGUACGUCCGCCCCGGCAUUCCUUUGACCGAGAAGCUUGGCCAGUUCCUUGCCGCCCUGGCGCGCUCAGCGCCAAUCACCAACCUCGACGUCGAAGUCCACGGCGAGCUCGCCGCGUUUGACGUGUCUGCGCUCAAGCUUGCGGCGCUCAAGGGCCUGUUCACCAACAUUGUCAGCGGGCAGGUGUCGUACGUCAACGCCCCUCUACUCGCCGAGCAGCGCGGUAUCAACGUCCGCCUCAUCACGUCCAACAAGUCGGACGACUACCGCAACGUCAUCACGCUCAAGGGCUCGCUGUCGGACGGCCAGCUCGUCUCCGUGUCGGGCACGCUCACCGGCCCGAAGCAGAUCGAGAAGCUGGUCGGGAUCAACGGGUACGCCGUCGAGCUCCCCUUUGAGACGUACCACAUCAUCCUCGUGUACCAGGACCGCCCGGGUAUCGUCGCCGUCUACGGCAAGCAUUUCGGCGAGGCGGGCAUCAACAUUGCCGGCAUGCAGAUUGCGCGUGACGAGGCCGGCGGGAGCGCCCUGUCCGUCCUCACGGUCGAUUCGCCCGUGCCCGAGGACAUGCUCAACACGGUCAGCAAGGCCAUCUCGGCGACCACCCUCCACCAGAUCGAGAUCACCGAGUAG
Molecule: messenger RNA, 1614 nt
Organism: Vanrija pseudolonga
Lineage: Eukaryota; Fungi; Basidiomycota; Tremellomycetes; Trichosporonales; Trichosporonaceae
Product: D-3-phosphoglycerate dehydrogenase
Exons: 2
Coding region: 1-1614 (537 amino acids)
Biological process (GO): L-serine biosynthetic process
Molecular function (GO): phosphoglycerate dehydrogenase activity; NAD binding
Source: RefSeq, a predicted model, not a curated record